AUGGAUUAUAAUGAUGAUAACAAUCCGUUUGCUGACUCGUCAAUUCGACAAGCAACAGCUGCAUCCUAUGCAACUCAACCUGCAUUUAAUGAAUACAAUCCAUUUACAAAUACUACGAUACCGGCUCGACCUGCUCCACCACCACAACAGCCAAAUAUUCCUGCUGUUUUACCACCCACACAACUACCAUCUUAUACAUCUUUACCAACACCAUAUACACCCACACUAUCAACAGAAAAAUAUGGCUAUGAUACAAAACCAGCACCAGUACCAGCACCAGCAGCAGCUCGUAUUGAUCUUAGCCAAAUUGAACGACAACAACAAGAACUGGAAGAACGUGAAAAACGUCUUGCUGAACGUGAACGAGCAAUUACGAAUACAUCACUAGCUGGAUUACGGGUCAAUAAUUUCCCACCAUUACCAACAAUAUGUCCAUGUCGACCAUGCUUUUAUCAAGAUAUAAAUAUCGAGAUUCCGACUCAAUUUCAACUUUGGGUUCGUUAUAUUUACUAUCUAUGGCUUCUUUAUUCGUUAACAUUGUUUUUGAAUGUUAUUGCUGCAUUAUCUUAUUUUGUGGUUGACAAAGCCGGUGCAGCUACUUUUGGUUUAUCAAUUGUUUACUGCGUUUUAUUCAUACCAGCAUCAUAUGUUUGUUGGUUUCGACCAAUAUAUCGAGCAUUCAGAGAAGACAGUGCAUCAAGUUUUAUGAUCUUUUUUCUUAUCUUCUUCAUUCAACUUAUCAUAACAGUAUUACAAGUUUUUGGUGUUGCUAAUCUUGGAUGUGGCUUCAUACUUAUGUUUAAAUUAUUCGCAGCAGGCGGAAGCAAAAUUGGAGUUGGUCUUCUAGUCAUGAUUGUUACAUUUAGCUUUGCUGUAAUUGCUCUCGCCGGUGGUUUAUUAUUGAUCCAGGUUCAUCGAUUGUAUCGACAAACAGGCGCAAGUCUAGAACAAGCUCAGAAAGAAUUUCAAACGGCUUUUGUGAAUAAUCCAACUGUUCGUGGAGCAGCUCGUGAAGCAGCAACAGCCGGUAUCAACGAAGCAUUACGAAGUGAUGGCAGUCAACAGAAACCAAUCUAUUAA
Molecule: messenger RNA, 1080 nt
Organism: Adineta steineri
Lineage: Eukaryota; Metazoa; Rotifera; Eurotatoria; Adinetida; Adinetidae
Source: the annotation of a GenBank genome assembly